Messenger RNA from Camelina sativa (false flax), 463 nucleotides. The record is from RefSeq and is a predicted model, not a curated record. Lineage: Eukaryota; Viridiplantae; Streptophyta; Magnoliopsida; Brassicales; Brassicaceae.
GAGAAUCACCUUCUUGACCUCGCUGUCUCUGAGAAGCUUGAUGAUUUGAGCCGUGUAGCUAGCGUUGUGUCUAGGUUAGGUAAGAAAUGUAACGAACCGGCUUUACAAGGAUUUGAGCAUGUUUAUGAAGAUAUAGUGAAUGGGGUGAUUGAUUUUAGGAAGUUAGGGUUCUUGGUUAAGGAUAUGGAGAGUAUGGUUAAGAAGAUGGAGAGGUUUGUGAAUGCUACUUGUAGUUUGUAUUGUGAGAUGGAAGUGGUGAAUGAGCUUGAACAAGCUGUAGUGAAGCUUCAACGAAGUCAGCAGCAUCAAGAGAGUGUUAAAGCUUUUGAACAGAAGCUUAUGUGGCAGAGACAGGAUGUGAGGAGUCUUAGAGAUGCUUCUUUGUGGAACCAAACUUAUGAUAAGGUUGUUGAGAUGUUGGCUAGAACGGUUUGUACUAUCUAUGGUAGGAUUGAAACUGUUU